Molecule: messenger RNA, 612 nt
Organism: Cervus elaphus (red deer)
Lineage: Eukaryota; Metazoa; Chordata; Mammalia; Artiodactyla; Cervidae
Gene: TGIF2LX
Product: TGFB induced factor homeobox 2 like X-linked
Exons: 1
Coding region: 1-612 (203 amino acids)
Biological process (GO): regulation of transcription by RNA polymerase II
Molecular function (GO): DNA-binding transcription factor activity, RNA polymerase II-specific; RNA polymerase II cis-regulatory region sequence-specific DNA binding
Source: RefSeq, a predicted model, not a curated record
AUGAAGUCAAAUAGUUACAGUGCUACAGCUGAAGUUCUUGUCUCACAAAAGGGCAAGAGAAAGCGGAAAGGGUACUUGCCAACUGAGUCGGUGAAGAUCCUCUGUGACUGGCUGUAUGAACACUGGUUUAAGACUUAUCCUUCAAAGGUAGAGAAGUGCAUGCUGUCAGAGCAGAUCAGUUUGUCUUUCCUGCAGAUUUCUAACUGGUUCAUCAACGCCCGCAGACGCAUUCUUCCGGAAAUGCUUCUACAGGAUGUAAGUGACCCCAACCAGAUUAUCAUAUAUCACCAAAAAGGCAAUGCUACUGAUGUGACCCACCAGCAGGGUGGCUAUCUAUCUAUUGAUGCCAAGUCAGGGCCCAGAGAUCCAGACACGAUAAAAUGUCAGCCUCUGAGCCCCUCGCUGAUGGUACAGGGAUCAGGGGAACUGCCAAAUCAAGAGAUGGUCCCAGGCCAGAGGCUAAUUCCUAAGGCCCAGUUAAAUGAAAAGGUUGAGGUUUUCAACAGUGGGCCCUUGCUUAUAUCGUCUCCCGAACCUGUGGUGACAGGGGAGUACAAGGAUUUCAGCAACUUCCAGCUGCUGGUUGAUGCAGCCGUACAAAAGUCUGCCUAA